GUCCCGCUCAAACUCCAUCGCCUCUUGUCGUUGUUCAUGGCUUUUUCUUUUGCGGUUAUCUCUGGUAGUGUCGGGCUGAAUUCACUGGUCAAAUCGAAUCAACAGACCAGCACCGUCAAGAAACUCUUGCCAGCGGGGACUUCGUUGGUCGUGGACGACAAUGAUGUCUUUCAUUCAGGCGUUGUCAUUACCACCAUCUCGGCCUUGAUCGCUUUGCUCACUCUCAUAUACAUCCUCCUGCUUCUUCUGAGCCAUCGCAUGACCAAAAACAACCGAUUUACGCGUCUCUCAAAUCAGCUUCUGCCUUUUGAAUGGAUGUCGCUCGCGUUUUGCGCUGUAUGGCUUUUCGCGACCCAAGUUCCGUUCACGCAUUUUUUCGCUACGCGAAGUGCUCAGGUUACCGCGUUGGCCGGCGAUGUUCAAAUUCCACCGGGUCUGGUGCAGAUCGUCGAAAAUCAGCUGGGGUUUACGACAGUGUAUAGGCGUAUCCACUAUUUGCGACUUUUGGCUAUCCUACCUUGGUUCGCGUUUCUUUUCACUUCUAUCGCCGCUGUUGUUAGCUUCUUGGCAUCUCGUCGGCGU
Lentinula edodes (shiitake mushroom) is the source of this 582-nucleotide messenger RNA. RefSeq lists its product as uncharacterized. Lineage: Eukaryota; Fungi; Basidiomycota; Agaricomycetes; Agaricales; Omphalotaceae. The transcript has 4 exons. The record is from RefSeq and is a predicted model, not a curated record. The annotation marks the transcript as partial.